Molecule: messenger RNA, 4461 nt
Organism: Neomonachus schauinslandi (Hawaiian monk seal)
Lineage: Eukaryota; Metazoa; Chordata; Mammalia; Carnivora; Phocidae
Gene: SYNRG
Product: synergin gamma
Exons: 22
Coding region: 15-3947 (1310 amino acids)
Cellular component (GO): clathrin coat of trans-Golgi network vesicle
Molecular function (GO): protein binding
Source: RefSeq, a predicted model, not a curated record
GGGCCCGGAGCAAGAUGGCGCUGCGGCCGGGAGCGGGAGCUGGCGGCGGUGGGGCCGCGGGAGCCGGCGCUGGGGCUGCCGGGGGAGGCAGCUUCAUGUUCCCUGUUGCAGGUGGAAUGAGACCCCCUCAAGCAGGACUGAUGCCGAUGCAGCAGCAAGGAUUUCCUAUGGUCUCUGUCAUGCAGCCGAAUAUGCAGGGCAUGCUAGGAAUGAAUUAUAGUUCUCAAAUGUCCCAAGGACCUAUUGCCAUGCAGGCAGGGAUACCAAUGGGACCAAUGCCUUACCUGGGACAAACACCUUUCCUGGGAAUGCAUCCUCCGGGCCCACAGUAUACUCCAGACAUGCAGAAGCAGUUUGCUGAAGAGCAGCAAAAACGAUUUGAACAGCAACAGAAGCUCUUAGAAGAAGAAAGAAAAAGACGCCAGUUUGAAGAGCAGAAGCAAAAGCUCAGACUUCUGAGUAGUGUGAAACCUAAGACGGGAGAGAAGAGUAGAGAUGAUGCUUUGGAAGCCAUAAAAGGAAACUUGGAUGGAUUUUCCAGAGAUGCUAAGAUGCACCCUACUCCAGCAUCACACCCUAAGAAACCAGGCCCUUCCUUGGAGGAGAAGCUCCUAGUAUCUUGUGAUAUAAGUACGUCUGGGCAGGAACAAAUUAAAUUAAAUACUUCUGAAGUUGGGCACAAAGCCCUAGGCCCAGGUUCCAGUAAGAACCAUCCCAGUUUAACGACCAAAAACGGGGGUGCUGUAGAUGGACGUGUAAGUGGUACCACCACUGCAGAGGCAGAAAAGACUUCAGACCAAAACCUGUCCAUUGAAGAGAGUGGUGUGGGAGUAUUUCCCUCACAGGAUCCUGUUCAGCCCAGAAUGCCUCCUUGGAUUUACAAUGAGAGUUUGGUUCCAGAUGCUUAUAAGAAAAUUUUAGAAAUCACAGUGACUCCAACUGGAAUAGAUACUGCUAAACUUUAUCCCAUCCUGAUGUCAUCUGGACUUCCCAGGGAAACUCUUGGACAGAUAUGGGCCUUAGCUAAUCGAACUACACCCGGCAAACUUACUAAGGAAGAACUUUAUACUGUUCUCGCCAUGAUAGCAGUAACACAGAGGGGUGUUCCUGCCAUGAGUCCUGAUGCUUUAAACCAAUUUCCAGCCGCUCCUAUUCCAACUUUAAGUGGCUUUCCUAUGACUUUGCCUACUGCGGUGAGUCAGCCAACUGGGAUGUCUUCAGGCCCUGCAGGCUCCAUACCCCUCAACCUCGGACAGCCAGUCAUGGGCAUUAACCUUGUUGGACCAGUUGGGGGAGCUGCAGCCCAGGCUUCCAGUGGCUUCAUGCCAACUUACCCUGCAAAUCAGGUGGUAAAACCAGAAGAAGAUGACUUCCAGGAUUUUCAAGAUGCUUCUAAGUCAGGCUCCCUUGAUGACUCAUUCAGUGAUUUCCAAGAGUUGCCUGCUUCUUCAAAAACAAGUAAUUCCCAGCAUGGAAACAGUGCCCCUUCUUUGUUGAUGCCACUUCCUGGAACUAAAGCAUCAGCUUCAAUGGAUAAAUAUGCUGUGUUUAAAGGAAUUACAGCUGACAAGUCCUCUGAAAAUACUGUUCCAUUUGGAGAGCCUGGUGAUAAAUACAGUGCUUUCAGAGAACUUGAACAGACCGCAGAGAGUAAAUCUUCAGGAGAAAACUUUGCAGAAUUCCGAUCCGCAGGCACUGAUGACGGCUUCACCGAUUUUAAAACUGCCGACAGUCUAUCACCACUAGAACCACCAACAAAAGACCAAACUUUUCCAGCGGCCUUUCCCUCAGGAGCUAUACAACAGAAACAACAAACACAAGUGAAAAGUCCUCUGAACUUAGUAGACCUAGACAUGUUUUCCUCUGUUAACUGCAGCAGCGAGAAACCCUUGUCUUUUUCAGCUGCAUUUAGUGCAUCCAAAGCUGUUUCCACACGACUGCCACCAGCAGGAUCUGCUGCAGCCACGACAGCAUUGGCAUCAACGAAGAUGUCUAGUCUGGCUGAUGAUUUUGGAGAAUUCAACCUUUUUGGGGAAUAUUCUAGUCCAGCAUCUGUUGGGGAGCAGGAUGACUUUGCAGAUUUUAUGGCUUUCAGUAAUAGCUCUGUUUCAGCUGAGCAAAAGGCCGAUGACAAAUACGAUGUCCUUAAAGAGGAAGCUAGUCCUGUUCCUCUAACCGGCAGCUCGGGCAGUACAGUGAAGACUGGACAAAACUCAGCUGCUGCGUCUACCAAAUAUGAUGUCUUCAAACAACUUUCUCUGGAAGGAUCUGGACUAGGUGGUGAAGAACUGAAAGAUAACACUCCUUCAGGAAAAAGUGAUGAUGAUUUUGCUGACUUCCACUCCAGUAAAUUUUCUUCCAUGAACUCAGACAAAUCCCUGAGCGAGAAAUCAGUGGCUUUCAGACACACCAAAGAAGACUCUGCUUCGGUGAAGUCCUUGGAUCUCCCUUCCAUUGGCGGCAGCAGUGUUGGCAAGGAGGACUCUGAAGAUGCACUCUCUGUUCAGUUUGACAUGAAACUGGCUGAUGUGGGAGGAGAUCUUAAGCAUGUCAUGUCUGAUAGCUCUUUGGAUUUACCAACAGUUAGUGGCCAGCAUCCUCCUGCUGCAGAUAUAGAGGACUUAAAAUAUGCUGCUUUUGGAAACUACAGUAGCAAUUUUGCAGUGAGCACACUUACGAGCUAUGACUGGUCAGACAGGGAUGAUGCGUCUCAGGGCAGAAAACUCUCUCCAUUUGUCCUCUCAGCAGGAAGCGGGUCCUCCUCAGCUGCCUCAGUUCUUCAAAAGAAAGAGACUUCAUUUGGCAGUUCCGAAAACCUCACCAUGACCUCUCUCUCCAAAGUAACAACCUUCGCAAGUGAAGAUGCUCUUCCAGAGACCGCCUUCCCAGCUUUUGCCAAUUUUAAAGAUGUGAUUCCUCAGGCCAGUGAGCAAAAGGAAUAUGAAAGUGGGGAAUAUAAAGAUUUCACAAGACAGGACUUGCCAACAGCCGAAUGGAGCCAGGAGACCACCUGUCCGAGCCCAGCUUCCAGCAGCACUUCUCACGACACCCCCAAAGAGUGUUCAGAUGACUUUGGAGAGUUUCAAAGUGAAAAGCCCAAAAUCAGCAAAUUUGACUUUUUGGUGGCCAAUUCACAGAGCAAAAUGAAAUCCAGUGAAGAAAUGAUCAAAAGUGAGCUGGCGACCUUUGACCUUUCUGUUCAAGGAUCACACAAAAGGAGUUUGAGCCUUGGUGAUAAAGAAAUAAGCCGUUCUUCUCCCUCUCCGGCUUUGGAGCAGCCUUUUAGAGACCGUUCCAACACUCUUAGUGAGAAGCCGGCCCUGCCUGUCAUCCGUGACAAGUACAAAGAUCUGACAGGAGAGGUGGAGGAGAAUGAGAGAUAUGCAUACGAAUGGCAGAGAUGCCUGGGGAGUGCCCUAGAUGUCAUUAAGAAGGCAAAUGAUACUUUAAAUGGAAUCAGUAGUAGUUGUGUGUGCACAGAAGUAAUCCAGUCAGCUCAAGGCAUGGAGUAUUUAUUAGGUGUCGUUGAGGUGUACAGAGUGACCAAGCGCGUGGAGCUCGGGAUAAAAGCCACCGCAGUGUGCAGUGAGAAGCUCCAGCAGCUGCUGAAGGACAUCGAUAAAGUAUGGAAUAACCUCAUUGGCUUCAUGUCCCUGGCCACACUCACGCCCGAUGAAAAUUCCCUGGAUUUUUCCUCUUGUAUGCUGCGGCCUGGGAUUAAAAAUGCUCAGGAACUUGCCUGUGGCGUGUGCCUUUUAAACGUGGACUCCAGAAGCCGGAAAGAAGAGAAGCCUGCAGAAGAACACCCUAAAAAAGCGUUCAGCUCAGAGACAGACGGUUUCAAGCUGGCCUACGGGGGACACCAGUAUCACGCCAGCUGUGCCAACUUCUGGAUCAACUGUGUUGAACCAAAACCUCCCGGCCUCAUCCUGCCUGAUCUGCUCUGAAGAGCUCCUCGACAAAGUACCUACUGGGUGGUUGGGGGUUUUUCCCCUCACACCCCGUGAGGUGACAGGGAGCAAGAAACAGAAGGUUCGCCUCCAGAAGCUGUAUGAAGACUCCCCCCCCCAGCCACAGCAGGGAGGAGGAGCUGCUGGGACCCCAGGCCUUCCUACAGACGACCUUUGUCCCCUGCGGUCCCACUGCCGGCCUUGGGGGCUUGAGGUAAAAUAGCCCUGCCCAGACUGCACGUGGUACCAGAAGUUUGCUAACUUCUCUCUCGCUCUGGUAAGAUGUUUGAAAACGUGGACCACAGUUUUCUCUAAGGAAUGACUUGCUGCUGCAGGACUGAUACUGUGAAGAACUGAUGUUUGAAGAAAAAGCAGUUCCAGGACCGCAGCUGGCAAGCAUGUUUGGAGCCAGGGCUUCCUCCGAUCUAGAACACUGUCGGCCUGUGAAGUAGAAUGCACUUACCCACACUUAGUUUGUCGAUAUCUACAUGAAUAAAAAGGGGAAAUUGUG